Molecule: messenger RNA, 471 nt
Organism: Sinocyclocheilus rhinocerous
Lineage: Eukaryota; Metazoa; Chordata; Actinopteri; Cypriniformes; Cyprinidae
Product: cartilage acidic protein 1-like
Exons: 3
Coding region: 1-471 (156 amino acids)
Biological process (GO): axonal fasciculation
Source: RefSeq, a predicted model, not a curated record
AUGACCUGUAUUUCAGGAGCAGCUGUGACUGAUUUUGAUGGAGAUGGACAGUUGGAUCUUCUGGUGACGCACGGGGAAAGUGCAGCUCAACCCAUCUCGGUGUAUCGAGUCACUCAGGGCUCAUCUAAUAAAUGGCUGCGUGUGAUUCCACGCACACAGUUUGGGGCUUUUGCGCGUGGGGCAAAGGUGAUAGUCUACACCAAGCGAAACGGCCCUCACAUGCGCGUUAUAGAUGGAGGAUCAGGGUACUUGUGCGAGAUGGAGCCAGUGGCUCACUUUGGUCUCGUGCAUCCACCGUCUCGGAAAUGUUCGGGGUCGCCGAGCAGCAGGAAAACAAGCGUUCGCUCUGCUGACUCAUUACAGAGAAACAAUUAUGAUGUAACUCCAGGUCAUGUUCACCGGGGGGCUUCGGGUCUCAGUAACAUAAUCCUCCGCGUGGAGGCCGGCUCCUUGAAUAUCUUCACAGACUGA